Messenger RNA from Carlito syrichta (Philippine tarsier), 1098 nucleotides. RefSeq names its product olfactory receptor 2Z1-like. Gene Ontology annotation, molecular function: G protein-coupled receptor activity; olfactory receptor activity. Gene Ontology annotation, cellular component: membrane. The record is from RefSeq and is a predicted model, not a curated record. Bases 1 to 1098 code for a protein of 365 amino acids. The transcript has 2 exons. Lineage: Eukaryota; Metazoa; Chordata; Mammalia; Primates; Tarsiidae. Gene Ontology annotation, biological process: G protein-coupled receptor signaling pathway.
AUGCACACAGUCUCCAACAAAGCACAUAAUGACAUCAUGGUAUUGAUUAACACUGCCCUUCUCCAAAAGUUAUCUGUCUUAAAUGGUGUUUUUGAGACUUUGAUUGAGCUGAUUCACUUUCCUCCCCAUAGUGAGGCUCGGCAGAAGGCAAGCAGGGGGCCCUGGAACCACUCCUCUACCAUGGGCUUUGUCCUCACCAGCCUUUUUAAUGAAAGUCCCAUGCACGUGUUCCUCUUCAGCAUGGUGGUAUUGGUCUACAUUCUCGCCAUAGCCGGCAAUGCUGCCAUGGUCCUCCUGACCUGGGCUGAUACCCGGCUCCACACACCCAUGUACUUCCUCCUCAGCCAGCUGUCCUUCCUGGACAUCUUCUUUACUUCAGUCACAGUCCCCAAGAUGAUAGUAGCCUUCCUUUUUGGCUGGACGGGCAUCUCUUUUGGGGGUUGUGGGGCACAAAUGUUUUUCUUCAUGUUCCUGGGAGCUGCGGAGUGUAUUCUACUGGCGCUUAUGGCCUAUGACCGCUAUGUGGCCAUCUGUAACCCUCUGCGCUACCCUGUACUCAUGAGCCACCAGGUCUGCCUGCUCAUGGUCAUGGCCUCCUGGUUGGGAGGAUCCCUCAAUGCCUCCAUCCAGACCUCACUGACCCUGCAGUUCCCAUACUGUGGCUCACGAAAGAUCGCCCACUUCUUCUGUGAAGUGCCCUCUCUGCUGAUGCUGGCUUGUGCAGACACAGAGGUCUACGAGCAGGUGCUCUUUGUGACAGGUGUGGUGGUCCUCUUGGUGCCCAUCGCCUUCAUCACUACCUCUUAUGUCCUCAUCCUGGCUGCUGUACUCCAGAUGCACUCUGUGGAGGGACGUCGGAAGGCCCUGGCCACCUGCUCCUCCCACUUGACAGUUGUCAACCUUUUCUAUGGACCCCUCGUCUACACUUACAUGUUACCUGCAUCCUACCACUCUCCUGGACAGGACGAUGUAGUAUCUGUCUUCUACACUGUUCUCACGCCCUUGCUUAACCCUGUCAUCUACAGCCUCAGAAACAAAGAAGUGGCAGGGGCAAUAAAGAAGGUAACAGGAAAGUGUGGAGUCAGUAGGAAUGCUUAG